UCAUUCAGCAGAAGCGACAGAAACAGGUUUGUUGCUGUAAAAAUCAAAUAUGCCACUUCCUGCAGCCCUGCAAGCUCGAUUAGAAAAAAGGGGAAUAGUAAAGCGACAGGAGUCUAAAAGACCAGGUAUUGGAUAUGGAAAUUUCCAAAGCAAUCCAAUUGAGGAGGUGGAGGAAGUUUUUGCUGAGGAUUAUGACGAUCUGUCCCACCCAAAUCAUCAGGAAGCCGAGGUUCCCCAGAUCGUGGCCAGUGUGCCUACCACCACUGAACCAGAGGGGGAAGAACCAGAAGAGGAAGAAGUUCUGGCUUGUCCAAACAAAUGGAACCCACAUCAUCAGUGUGUUGACUACUGCAGACAGAGGUGGGGAGUACGCACUUUCCAACCAGAUUCAAACAUGCUGCGGCGACGGGACAGGAUGCUUAGGAAAUACCCGCUGCCUGACAACUGGCAGGAGGUAGCUGACCCAGAAACGAACAGGUACUAUUACUGGAAUAGAAUAACAGAUGAAGUGUCCUGGCUAUCUCCUAUCCAUCCCAAGGCUCAGAUAACAGUGGCAGCAAAAGCACUGCAGGAUCUUCUUAGAGCAAAAGUGAGUAUCAAGAUGCCAGAGGUGGAGAAAAUGGAUAUGCAAGAAAAAGAAGCUAACAAGGAUACUGAUGAAGAAAUGGACUUUGAACGCAUGGAAGAAGAUUUACGAGAGGAAAAAGACAGACGGAAAAAAGACAGGAGAGGUCGCAGAAGAAAAGAAGAAGAACUUGACCCAAUGGAUCCUGCAGCUUACUCAGAUGUACCCAGAGGCAACUGGUCAACAGGAUUAGAGCGUAGAGGGGAGGCCAAAACGGGAGCUGAUGUCACUGCCUCAGGACCACUCUUUCAGCAAAGACCAUACCCUAGUCCAGGAGACAUUCUCAGGGCAAACAGAAAAUCUAACCCAGAAUAGUCUGCCAUAAAGCUGGUGUAUCUGAGCUUUGUGCUGUAAGGGAUCAUUUUGAACCCAGCCAAGACAUUACAGUUUUGAAGGAGGAUGUGAGGAUGACAGGUGUGGUGUCAAAUUCUGAAAUGGGCUGUAAUCGGAAACAAAACUAUUUCCAUUUAUUGUCUUUCUGGCUGACCUCAUGUUGUAGAGAAUGCAGUUGUGAUACCACAUCAUGCAUGAAUAUAAGAGACAUUGUGAAUUCCCAUGACAGAGUUUGCCUUUUAGGGGAACACUGAAGUUUGCUUGAAAAAAGUACAAGAUCAGCAAAGCUUUAUCAUUUUUCAUUGUUGUCUUAUAUGAUUAGCUUACUAUAUAAAUCUCAUGAAUGUAAAUUAAUUCGAAGUGUAUUUGGUGAAAUAAAUACAAUAAAAGUGAACAGUUUGUGUUAUGUUAAAACCUGCAGAGUAACACUAUUAAUUAAAACUGUUCUUAUAAUUUGGUGUAAAUUGACGGCUAAAUUCAAUUGAGUUAGCUGUUUCAGUCAAUUAGAGCUGGUAUCAUUUACCCUUAAUUCUCUUAUAAAUAACCCUGGAAAGGUAAUCUGGCUAAUUCAUUGUUAUUAAAUCGUGAAAAGGUAUUAAUACUACUGUUUCAGUCACUAAGAGUAUGGGUUGUUUGCUGAAAUUUUCCUUCUAUGUGACCCAGGAAAGGUAAUUUCACUGUUAAGCAUUUAUUGGUCAUUCAACUCAAAGGAGGCUUGAAAAUGUACUGGGGUUGCAUUUCGGUCGCAUAAUUCAUAAAAUGUCUGGGUGUAAAAUGUUGUCUGUUUUAGCGCCGAAUCGGAAUGUAGCAAAACGUGAAUAAUACUUAGUCUCAACGAUUAAGUACGUCGGCUAUAGGCUAAUAUGAUAGAUUUGUACUAAAUACAUAUGUGAGCUGAUCUAAGAACAUUUUAAGGGGAAAUUUUUUUUUUUCGGGAAUCUUUUCGUUUGUGAAUCUGACAUUCUGUGUUUCAAGAUAUUGUACAAGAAACGCGAGUCUAAUAUUGUCGAGUAGAUUGCAUUAUUUUUCAUGUGUUGUAUCCAAUGAGUAUUUUCUUGAACCAAUUCAGUGCUGUCAUCUUCACCAGUCUAGUUAUACAGAUAUGAAUAAAACGAUACUCUAGGUAUAAUACCCACGAAUACAUCGUAAUGGCUGUUAGUU
Molecule: messenger RNA, 2119 nt
Organism: Liolophura sinensis
Lineage: Eukaryota; Metazoa; Mollusca; Polyplacophora; Chitonida; Chitonidae
Product: polyglutamine-binding protein 1-like
Exons: 7
Coding region: 50-940 (296 amino acids)
Biological process (GO): alternative mRNA splicing, via spliceosome
Cellular component (GO): cytoplasm; nuclear body
Molecular function (GO): protein binding; ribonucleoprotein complex binding
Source: RefSeq, a predicted model, not a curated record